Messenger RNA from Exserohilum turcica Et28A, 1513 nucleotides. RefSeq lists its product as uncharacterized. Gene Ontology annotation, cellular component: mitochondrion; cytoplasm. Gene Ontology annotation, biological process: ADP biosynthetic process. Lineage: Eukaryota; Fungi; Ascomycota; Dothideomycetes; Pleosporales; Pleosporaceae. The transcript has 5 exons. The coding region runs from base 307 to 1137 and encodes 276 amino acids. The record is from RefSeq and is a predicted model, not a curated record. Gene Ontology annotation, molecular function: AMP kinase activity; ATP binding.
AGAGGCGGCGCCGAGCUUUCUCGGCGGGCUUGGACUGACAUCACACGGGAGAAAGGGCGAGCGAGCAGGAAACGUGACAGGCACCGAGGAUCGGGAGAAGGGAGCAUUUUCCCGCAGAGAAGCUUGGACCUGCCGACAACCGAGCACCGAGCAGCGAGCGCCGUCCAACUCCACCUCACCCAGACUUGCGACUGUCCAUUGCCAUUGCGCGACUACCCGUGUUCUGUCCUGAGCGGAUCGCGCACCUUUUUUUCUUCUCCCUGUCCCUCCAUCCCACGCGGACAAUUUUCCCCACAACACGGCGCAAUGGCUCCCAUACCAGAUACCGUGGUCGAUGACCUCAAGAGCACCGUCAGCCGCCUCGAGAAGCGCAUUGCCGAGCUGGAGCACAAGCUGUCGGGCCAUGGCGGUCAAUCGCCAGCGCAGGAAAGCGUCAGAAUGAUUCUCAUGGGACCGCCGGGUGCUGGCAAGGGCACACAAGCACCGCGGAUCAAGGAGAAGUUUUGCGCAUGCCAUCUUGCCACAGGAGACAUGCUGCGCGCACAGGUGGCGGCAAAAACACCCCUCGGCCGCGAAGCGAAGAAGAUUAUGGAUGCCGGCGGCCUGGUCAGCGACGAGAUCAUGGUCAACAUGAUCAAGACGGAGCUCGAGUCCAACCAGGAGUGCUCCAAGGGCUUCAUCCUCGACGGUUUCCCACGAACAGUCACGCAGGCCGAGAAGCUCGACGGCAUGCUUGCCGCAACCAAGAAGCCCCUCCAACACGCGAUUGAACUGCAAAUCGACGACGGCCUGCUCGUCUCGCGUAUCACUGGACGUCUUGUCCACCCCGCAUCCGGCCGCUCUUACCACAAGAUUUUCAACCCACCCAAGGCGCCCAUGACCGACGACAUCACUGGCGAGCCGCUCAUCCAGCGCUCCGACGACAACGAGGCGACUCUGAAGAAGCGCCUCGCAACCUACCACGCCCAGACGGCGCCCGUUGUCGCAUACUACCAGAAGACGGGUAUCUGGAAGCCCAUUGAUGCAAGCCAAGAGCCUGGGCAGGUGUGGAAGAGCUUGCUCAAGGUUUUUGACAACCACGCUACGGUUAGCGGACAGACAGGCAGCCUGCUCAACAAGAUUGGCCUCAAGAACUAAAUCUACUCUGGCCUUUUGAGUUGAGGCUGGGGAUGCGGGACUUGGACGAUACGGAUCAAAUGGACGCUACGAAACACGUCUACAACUUCAACCUCUAGCACGGGCAGACCUUCAACGUCUCGUCAUGUUUGUGCGCCACGUAUGUAAAAGCCUGCAACUUUACGCUUUGGAAUGAGGAAUGCACAUAUGUAAUGGAUGGGUUUUUUGUACUUGUACAGACGCAUUGGAGAGGGUGGGCGGCGGUUUGGGGGGGGGGGGGAGAUUAGCACUUUGUGUCUCCUGUGUGUGGAUUUCCAGACUCAGGUGGGGGAGGGGGGUCUGCAUCUAGAUCAGUCAGUAGCUUGCCCGGGGGUUGGAAAUAGUGAAAAAGACGUUC